GACACAGGCCCUCCCACUGACAGGUAAACUGCAGCCAGAACCUGCAUCGGUUUGCAGUUGAUCUUACAUUCAGGUGCAUCCAAGGACUACUAAAGAUUAUAACAACACAUGCUCUGGAUAUACUAUGGCGACCAUACACCUCAGUCUUUUCCUGAUGCUGUGUUUGGGAGUCCACAGUUCAUCUUCAGAAAUUUUGAAGCGACAUAAAAGGAACUGGAUCAUUGAUUCCUUCAGUAUUGAUGAAGGCUAUAAUAAAGCUUACCCAUACGUACUGGGUAAAGUUGAAAUUGAAAAGAACUACACCUUUUUCGAGAUCGAGGGUCAUGGUGUUAAUUUGGAUCCUAUCGGCGUAUUACAAAUCAACAAGGACACGGGGGUAAUCACAGUGCACAAACAUGUCGACUACGAGAAAUACAAAGUUUUAAAGCUAACGUUUAAGGCACUUGAUAGAAAACAUCAUGCAGUAGACACGCAGCUGGGCAUUGACAUAUUGAUUAAAGACGCAAAUGACAACGCUCCAAAGUUUAUACCUGAAUUUUACAACAUCAAGAUAAAAGAGUCAACAACACAAGGCACUGUAGUGACCACCCUUCAGGCCAACGAUGCGGACAGCACUGAGAACAACAGAUUAUUUGAUUUUAAAGUGGUCUCAGUCAUUCCUCAACCACAUGAGGUGGAGUUCUACUUAACCCAGAAAAAGGACAGCGAAGACACCACCGGAACUACAGACAUUUUAUUUAAAGGGUGCCUGGAUCAUGAGAGAGCAGAUAAAUACACCAUUUUGGUGGAGGCCAAAGACCGUGGAGACGAAAUCCAGCUCUCCAGCACCUGCACCGUCAUAAUCGACAUAGAAGAUGGAAAUAACCAUCUUCCCGUGAUAACAGGACAAACAGGUCUAGGGAGAGUGAAAGAAGGAGAGGAAAAUGUUCUUGUUAAACGUAUACAAGUUACAGACCAAGACACCAAAGGCACGACGGCCUGGAAAGCCAAAUAUAAAAUCCAAGGAGACGCAAACAAGAACUUUAUGGUCAAGACCGAUCCUGAGACAAACGAGGGACUACUGUAUGUGGAAAAGCAUCUGGACUUUGAAAGCAUUUCUCAGAAGAAUCUGACUAUCAGUGUAGAGAAUGAGAUCGCCUAUCACUCAUGCACGGUGACGAAACGCAGCACCACCGGUCCUUGGAAGGUAGUCACCAAAAAUGUGGCGGGGACAGAGAGUCUGUCCACCUGCCAAGUGGCAGUGAUUGUGGAGGAUGUCAAUGAAUCUCCAUUCUUCGUCCCACCGAACAAAAAAGUUAUGGUGGUUGAGAAUGUCAAGGCGGGACAUUAUCUGGAGACAUUUACAGCUACAGACCCUGACAUCACCAACACAUUUGUAUACAGAAAAGGAGACGAUCCAGCUGAUUGGGUUAUUGUGGACACCAAGACUGGAAAAAUAACCACAUCAAAGAUCAUAGACCGAGAGUCGUCCUUUGUGAAAGACAAUAUUUAUAAGACAACAAUUCUUGCUGUUGACAAUGGUCAACCUCCAUUGACGGGCACUGCAACGCUGGAAAUCCAUAUUAACGAUAUGAACGACCAUGCUCCAUUCCUGCCUGAAAGCAUAAUUGACAUGUGCCAAUCUGACGGACCCUCUCUGGCCAACAUCACGGCCGUGGACCUGGAUGAAGCCCCCUACGCUGGGCCUUUUACCUUCAAUCUCCUGGGAGAUGUUGAGGACAAGUGGAAGCUUGCCCCUAAAAAAGGGUAUACAGUCAACCUGGUGAAAGAGCCCAAAGUUCCCUCUGGACAAUAUGAGCUGCUGCUGGAAGUGAUGGACCUUCAGGACAUGAAAGCUACACACAACUUGUCAGUUACUGUGUGUAACUGCGAAGACACAGCGAGGCCAAACUGUCGCGUUCGCAAAGCUAUUGGCUCCGCAUUAGGAGGAGGAGCGAUUGGGAUCCUUUUUUUAGGCAUGCUACUGCUUGCAGUGUUGCUACUUUUGGCUUUUUUGGUGUCCUGUAAGAGUAUGAGAAAGAAAAUAGCGAUCCCAGAUGGUGAUUCAGGACAACAUCUGAUGAAGUCUAACAUUGAGACACCGGGAACUGACUGCAAAGUGGCUUUUGAGUCAAGUAUAAACAAUGGAUACAGCCAGAAAGUUUCAACGGUGAAGCAAUUACCAGAGUACACCAUAAUCCAAACUGAAACCCCAAAACAGGGAAGCGCCUUUUUGAAUCGGUUGUUAAGUGACUCAACAAUGGCAGGAAGCUUUGGACGUGUGGACUAUGGGCGUCGGUCAAUGGGUGCAUCAUCAGCCAAGAGGACGGAAAAUUGGAGGCUCAGGAGCUCUAUUCGUGGGACUUGGGCUGGACACGGUAGCUAUUCUGCAUACCAACAGAACAAUGUAAUCCAACGUGAAGUUGUGCUCAAAGUACUAAAUAAGAUACUGCGUGCCCACGAGGCUCCAGGAGAGGAGUUGGGUGAUUAUGCUCCUCACGUGUAUGGUGAGGAGGGAGACGCAAAGACCAACUUUGAUCUUGACGCCAUCUCCAUGCCCGAUGAUUUCUUUGACCCAGACAUGGACCUGGAUUACAAAUUCAAUAAUCUGGCCUCAGUCUGCAUGCCUAGUAAAAGCACUGCCUUCUCCUGAAAGAUUUUAGGCAGCGACUAUGAUCCAAGUG
This is a messenger RNA of Sebastes umbrosus (honeycomb rockfish), 2663 nucleotides long. RefSeq names its product cadherin-2A-like. Bases 125 to 2632 code for a protein of 835 amino acids. Gene Ontology annotation, cellular component: adherens junction; plasma membrane; catenin complex. Gene Ontology annotation, biological process: adherens junction organization; homophilic cell-cell adhesion; cell-cell junction assembly. The transcript has 18 exons. Gene Ontology annotation, molecular function: calcium ion binding; cadherin binding. The record is from RefSeq and is a predicted model, not a curated record. Lineage: Eukaryota; Metazoa; Chordata; Actinopteri; Perciformes; Sebastidae.